This is a messenger RNA of Contarinia nasturtii (swede midge), 1432 nucleotides long. RefSeq lists its product as uncharacterized. NCBI's taxonomy places the organism in Eukaryota, Metazoa, Arthropoda, Insecta, Diptera, Cecidomyiidae. The transcript has 2 exons. The record is from RefSeq and is a predicted model, not a curated record. The coding region runs from base 199 to 1257 and encodes 352 amino acids.
ACACAUGAAUGAUGCAAUUGAAGACUCACACCAAGCCAAUUAAUAUUCAGUAGUGUAUUGGACGUGAUCAUGACAACAAGUGUCUAUCGAUCAGAAAAAUAAAUUUGGCUAACACAAUUUAUAUACUAUCUAAUUAUUUGAGUAACAAAUAUUUUAUGAUUUAAAUCAGCAGUGUUGUUAACAAUUAUCGUGUAAAUUAUGACAUGCAAAGUAAAUAUUUUGUUUGUUAUAUUGCUGAUAUGUCUAAUACUAUGCAAAGUCAAUGCAUUUGAGUAUAAACUAGAAGUUGAUGAACAACCGUUAGUCAGUGAACGAUUUUCAGCGGAUGAUAUUGGAAAUGGAGAAAGCGUAAAAUCGAGAGAAAUCAUAAAUCGUGUUCAUCAUAAACACGAACAGAAUUUUGGCGAUAUUCAUGUUCAAACCAACAUUCAUAUCGAAAACGUAGUUACCAUUCGCAAUGUUAGUGAUUCCAACUCUUCCGGCACUACCAGUCAACCGAAUUAUAUGAAAAACGUACCAGGCUCGACAAUACAAUCGAAUCCAACUAAAAUGGUUAAUGGACGUCCACAAUUUAGGCGUCUCGAUCGAAACCAAGGAGUUAAUUCGUUUGCAUUCCCAACAUCAUUACCGUCGUCAGAACAAUCACGUCACGUUCGUUGGCCAUCGGAACGAAGCUCGACGAACGGAAUCGAUCCGGUAUCGAUUGGACCCAUUCAGUCGACCGUUUUAUUGUCAAGGUCAGAUCGAAACGAAUCUGCAACAUUGAAUAACGAUACCAAACAGCCACAAUCUGCAUCAAUUGAAAUCCAAUCGAAUAAAGGGAACGAGCCGGCGUUACCAAAUUUAUUAAACAUACAAGUAUUUGUGAACAAUAAAAUGGCCAUUGAAAGUGGAUUGGAACCUUUGGCAUACGUUGAUGACAAAGGUAUUUUUAAAGUGAAAUAUGUAAAAAAAGGUGAAAAUGUAACCACAUCAAAUACCAAUCAACUGCACCAUUUAGAGGGGCACGAUUUAACAUCAAUUAAUAAACCCAACGAGACUGCAAUUAUUUUUAAUGACAAUCAACAAAAUCAUCGCAUAAUAACCGAAUCAAACAAAAAAACUACACCAACAAUCGAUUCCAUUCAAAAUUAUUUGCCUAUAAAUAACUCUGGAUUGAAACGCGCACAACAAAAAGACGCACCAUCAUCUCAACCACAGCAACAAAAUCAGCUUCAUCAGAACAAUAUACACGAGCAGCUAUUAUUUUCUCCUUAAAAUUUCAACCAUGAAUCGUAUAAAAUAUGUGCACGUUCUAGCAUGAAUGACGGUGGACAAACGCCACGACACCGCAUCAACUAAUUGGAAUAUUAUAUUCUGUCUACAUCUUCUUAGAAAAACUUCAUCAGUUGUGCAAUAUCAACAACACACAAACACACAGAGAAAAAAACAA